AUGAUAAACGAUAACAAAGAGAAGAGGGAGUUUAACACAAAGCUUAAGCAAAUGACGAAUCCAAGAAAAAUGGAGAAAGAGAGAGCCGAAAAUGGCAAUGUUGGCACUUCAAGAUAUACUUCUAAGAUGAUGUUAUGUAGGGAAACCAUCGCUAAAUAUUUCUACAUUACAAUUAAACAGGAAGCCAAGGAGGUGAAUGUUGGAAUUACACUGUUGAAAAAAUUUUGUAGAGACUUGGGCAUUCAUCGGUGGCCUCAUCGAAAACUUAUGAGCCUGGAAACUCUUAUUAAUAAUGUCCAGCAGGAGUUUAGUAAGGAGUUUGGCGGGAAAGUAGAAGGGAAGUCGAGGGAAGCAAUACUGAUACUGGAAAGAGAGAGGAAAAAGCUGGAAGAGAUUCCAGAUUUACAAGUAGAACACAAUACAAAGAGAUUGAGACAAACAUGCUUUAUGUCUAUCUCCAAGAAAUGA
Molecule: messenger RNA, 468 nt
Organism: Lactuca sativa (garden lettuce)
Lineage: Eukaryota; Viridiplantae; Streptophyta; Magnoliopsida; Asterales; Asteraceae
Product: protein RKD1
Molecular function (GO): DNA-binding transcription factor activity
Source: RefSeq, a predicted model, not a curated record